Sebastes umbrosus (honeycomb rockfish) is the source of this 1835-nucleotide messenger RNA. It is a transcript of the gene fbl, whose product is annotated as fibrillarin. Gene Ontology annotation, molecular function: histone H2AQ104 methyltransferase activity; RNA binding; rRNA methyltransferase activity. Bases 154 to 1116 code for a protein of 320 amino acids. The record is from RefSeq and is a predicted model, not a curated record. Gene Ontology annotation, cellular component: Cajal body; box C/D methylation guide snoRNP complex; nucleolus. NCBI's taxonomy places the organism in Eukaryota, Metazoa, Chordata, Actinopteri, Perciformes, Sebastidae. The transcript is spliced from 9 exons. Gene Ontology annotation, biological process: rRNA methylation; box C/D sno(s)RNA 3'-end processing.
AGCUGCAAUCCGCCAAAACACGCAAAGAAGAAGUAAAAGUAGCAGCACAUGUGGUCACCGUCACAGUAUCACCACGUUCAUUGAGUUCUUCCGGAGAGGAGACGCACACGAGACCAGUCGGCUGCACCGAUACAACGAUUUACAUCAGAUAACAUGAGACCAGGGUUCAGUCCUCGCGGGGACCGAGGAGGACGAGGAGGUUUUGGAAGUCGGGGAGGACGAGGAGGGUUCGGCGACCGGGGAGGACGAGGAGGAUUCGGUGACCGUGGACGAGGAGGAUUCAGAGGAAGAGGGGGUGGCAGUUUCAGGUCCCCAGACGGUGGAGGAUUUCGGGGCCGAGGAGGUGGCAGAGGUGCCCCAAGAGGGAGGGGAGGAGGCAGAGGAGGCUUUGGAGCGGGGAGGAAGGUCGUGGUUGAGCCACACAGACAUGAAGGAGUGUUCAUCUGCAGAGGGAAGGAGGACGCUCUGGUGACCAAGAACAUGGUGGUCGGAGAGUCUGUGUACGGAGAGAAGAGGAUCAAUGUGGAGGAAGGAGAGGUGAAGAUUGAGUACAGAGCCUGGAAUCCGUUCCGUUCCAAGCUGGCAGCAGCCAUCUUGGGAGGAGUAGACCAGAUCCAUAUCAAGCCCGGAGCAAAGGUCAUGUACCUGGGAGCUGCCUCCGGCACCACGGUGUCCCACGUUUCUGACAUUGUCGGACCGGAGGGGCUGGUCUACGCUGUGGAGUUUUCCCAUCGAUCAGGUCGUGACCUUCUCAACGUUGCAAAGAAACGCACCAACAUCAUUCCAAUCAUCGAAGACGCCCGCCACCCUCACAAAUACCGCAUGCUCGUUGGCAUGGUGGACGUGAUUUUUGCUGAUGUUGCCCAGCCCGACCAGACGAGGAUUGUCGCUUUGAACGCCCACAACUUCCUGAAGAACGGGGGACACUUUGUUAUCUCCAUCAAGGCUAACUGUAUAGACUCGACAGCGGCUCCAGAGGCAGUGUUUGCCUCAGAAGUGAAGAAGAUGAGCUCUGAGAACAUGAAGCCACAGGAACAGCUCACACUGGAGCCUUAUGAGAGAGACCACGCUAUUGUGGUGGGCAUUUACAGACCUCCACCUAAAGGGAAGAAAUGAAGGCUCGGGGAAGCUGAUUACCAUUUUCAACCACCAUCUACUUUUUAUACUCGUCCAGUGUCCUCCUCUCCACCUCCGCCUGCCUGUCACGCUAUGAAAGUAUGACCAGCAAUCAGGGUCACGUUUGGCUGGGUUUCCUUUUCUUUUGAGUCCCCUGACAGUUAACUAACUGACCAUCCAACUGCUGGAGUCUUCCUAUUACUGUUUAGGUUGGGAGCACGUUGCAUGACAUUUGGGGCCGUUUCAGUCACACAUUGUCAUCUGCAUCUGCAUCUGCGACCUGGAAAAUGAAGUUACCUCCUUUUUUUCCUUUUUUUUUUUUUUUAAUGAUUACUUCUUUUUAUGAGGGUGCUUCUGAUCCCAUAUUGGCAGGGAUAUCCCAGUUAUCCACACCUCAAACGGUUGGUAUUUUUAGUGUAUAAUAAGUUGGAACUUACUGUAUGUGCAGUAAAAUAUACUUAUUUCUCAACCCCCCACACUUUACCUUACACCCGUAAGGAACCCUUAAGUCUGAUCUAUUUAGUGGUGAGGUGGUCAACUUGUGUACAGACAAAUAUAGAUGGUGACUUUUUCACUCUGACUUGUAAUUUGAUAGUAGUAUUGCUUUUGUGUUGACAACGUAUGGAGCAAAAUGGUUGCAACAUGUAUGCUUUGAACAGUUUAUAUUUUUGUCUUGACGUAACCGGCAACUUUGUUUUAAUAAAAUGUUUAUAAUUGUU